Molecule: messenger RNA, 1356 nt
Organism: Sporothrix brasiliensis 5110
Lineage: Eukaryota; Fungi; Ascomycota; Sordariomycetes; Ophiostomatales; Ophiostomataceae
Exons: 3
Coding region: 1-1356 (451 amino acids)
Source: RefSeq, a predicted model, not a curated record
AUGGGUCCGCCUCCCAAGCCAUCGUCGACGGCAUGCCGCAUUGCCCGUGGAGCGGUCUACUGCGACAAGGAUUUCUGGCACCGGUCGGUGGCGUGGUUCCUGGACCAGAAGGAAAAGCUGGGCACACAACAAGACAAGCAGCCACAGGAACACUUGGUCAAGCCAAAGAAAACACCGCGCUGGGCCUCGACGGCGCCUCCGACGCGGGUCCAGCCGGCCCGUGCGGCCAAGGGCAAGGGCAAGCGAUAUGCGGAGGACAUGGAAAGCGAUGGCCAGAGCGUGGCCACAGCGGUGAGCAAAAAGGCCAAGACGGUCAAGGUGAGCACUCUGAGACCAGCACCCAUAGCCAAAGCCAAAUCCACAGCCACGCCCUCCUCCGACUAUGUGCUCGACCCGGCCUGGGCGACGGCGUCGCUGUCGACCUUUCAAGCGGCCCUGGACACGCUGCUCGAAGGCAAGCGGGCCACGCUGGGCCGGUCGCGGUUCUGGUCGACGUGUCUGUCGACGUCGACAUCGACGACGGCGGAGGCACUGGACAGCCAGUGGUGUCCAAUUGUGGCGCUGCCGCUGGCCUGUACGGAGCGUCAGUUUUGCGCACACGGUACGUGCAACCCGCCUCUGUCUUUGCGGUCGCUGCCGUCAUUGUCUUCGUUGUCAUCAUCGUCGUCGUCGUCGUCGUCAUCGUCUUUGGCUGCCAAGGCCACGUCGCUUGCCCCUGUGGCCGUCAUGUCUCCCGUCACGCCCCUCACGACGCCCUGGGACACACCCCCGGUCACGCCGCCGGCCGACUCUGUCCGGUUCCAGGCGAAGCCGUUUGCGGAGCUGCGGCACGUCCAGGAGCGGACGGUGGCGGUGGCGGGGCUGCGGUUUGCGGUGGACAUGUGCAACGGCAUGCUGCGGACGGCCCACGACCAGGUACUUGCCGUCAAAGCGCUCCUCCCAGCCCUGCAGGGCAUCCAGCUGCUCGGCCGUGAGGUCGUCCAGCGGGUCCAGCGGCCCGUCGAGGUCCUUGGUCAGCAUGGACUCGUCAAACGAGUGCGACGCCAGGCCGCGGCUCGCAUCGCGGCCGGCAAAGUUUUCGUAGGGCCCGCCGGGGCCAUAGAAGUUGCGGCCGGACGAGACGUCAAAGACGCGGCCACGGACGGCCAAAAACACGGGGCGACCGUCCUGGCCGUCAAAGGGCCGGAGGGUGUGGGGGGUGUAGGUGCGGAAGACGGUGGCCGGCGGGUCUUUGGGGAACGACGGCGGCGGCGUCGGGCGGAGGAUGCUGUAGAGAGUGUAGAGGACGACGGCGGCGAGGAGGGCGUUGAGGGGAGUGACGAGGGUGGCCCUGGGCAGGCGACGUCGGCCUUUUGA